AUGGAACCAAUUGAACCUUUGUACGAAACAACAUAUUAUCAAGAACAAAUAGAACUUGAUAAAGAAGUUGAAAGUAACAUAAAUAUUCUUAUAGGCCUAUUUUCGAAUGGAGCUGGAAGUCUUAACUCAAUACAAUAUCCUCUGCUAAGUCAACCUUUGGAAUUGUCUGUUGGUGCACAAUUUAGUUCUUGGGAAAUUGCUGAACAUUAUAUAAAAGAGUAUGAAAAGCAGAAGAGUUUAAGAUCAGGCCAAUCAGCAAGAUUUAAACCUGGUACUCAAUUAACAAAUACUGAUUCAAAUAAUGUUGUAAAAUUAUCAGAUGGAUGUGUAUAUGAUGUUGAUGAUAUUAAAGAUUCAUUAGUACAUCAUGGUAAAGAGUAG
Rhizophagus irregularis DAOM 181602=DAOM 197198 is the source of this 381-nucleotide messenger RNA. NCBI's taxonomy places the organism in Eukaryota, Fungi, Glomeromycota, Glomeromycetes, Glomerales, Glomeraceae. The record is from RefSeq and is a predicted model, not a curated record.